Messenger RNA from Cladocopium goreaui, 399 nucleotides. The record is from the annotation of a GenBank genome assembly. NCBI's taxonomy places the organism in Eukaryota, Dinophyceae, Suessiales, Symbiodiniaceae.
AUGAAGUCACCCAUUUUUUCUCGUUGGUCGCAUGACCGCUGCGAGGAGUUCGGAACACUGACCGUGGGAGAACGUCCCACCGCUUUGGGCAUCGCCUGUUUGAAGCUUCCAGCUGAGGUACACCUGGCUCGCCUGGUAGUGCUGGGAUGGACCAUGGACAUGGGCCCCAGUGCUUGCGUGCUGGCCGCUGCCCUAUCUCUGACUCCCAGCUGCGAUGUCUUCCUCACGCCCAUGAAUACACAAGGCGCGCGGGAUGCCGCGAGGUUGCAGCACCAGUGGCUGAGGCAUGUUUUUAAAGAGAGAACCAGCCAUUUUUUUUUACCAACAAGCGAUUUUUUGUUGGCUGCCGAUGACUUGGUAGUCUUAAAAUUUGGAGAAAUAGCACAAUGCUGGUCGUAA